AUGGUAGCCACAAAGAGGCCGAUCUUGGAGCCGCACCCCGUCAAUUACGAGUCCUCGAUCCCUCCAUCCCGAGUCGGCAAUGACUUCCUGCAGAGUUUCGAAGCUUUACUGCCCAAGUCUGUCGCCGUCAUUAGAGCUCCUAAACUCCGAAGACUGAUGUUGGCGAUUGCCUUUCUCGCGACUUGUUCGAUCAUUCUGUGGAUAAAAGUCAUAGCUCCUCUCAUCGAGGAAGGGAGAUCUGCAUGGUCCGCGCUCAAGUCGAAUUCCGCGGCCGGGGCUGCAGGUGCCGUGAGCGAGGCAAGCCAUCCCAAGUUCCCGGGCAUGGUGCUCGUCAAGACGCUGGAUCCUGCACUGCUUCCACAAUCCUCCACCGAUAAUACCGGCGUCCACUCCAGGAAGAAGAGGCUGGUAUUCGUUGGCGAUAUCCAUGGAUGCAGAGAGGAGUUGCAGGCUCUGCUGAAGAAAGUACAAUUUCAUCCUUCGACAGAUCACUUGGUUUCGGUUGGAGACAUUGUUUCCAAGGGACCGGAUUCGCUCGGAGUGAUUGACCUGUUGCGGCGUUACAACGCUUCGUGUGUACGCGGGAACCAUGAUGACCGGCUUUUGUUGGUCGCGCAAAAACUUCGACACAGAGAGUCUAAAUCAGGCACGCUUCACAAGACAGAGCUAGACUCAGCUGAUGAGUCUGCAAAGGCCACUGAUCCAGUGCGCAAAUUGGCACGGUCGCUCAAGACAGAGCAUCUCGAGUAUCUACAAUCUUGUCCUGUCAUUCUUCGCAUAGGGAAAUUGAAAGCAUUCAAAGGUGAUGCCGUGGUAGUCCACGGAGGACUCAUUCCCGGACGAACUCUGGAAUCCCAAGAUCCUAUUUCGGCCAUGAAUAUGCGGAUUAUUGAUCUUGCCACACGAACACCCUCCAAGAAACACAAGCACAAAGGGAGUGUUGCUUGGUAUAGAUUGUGGAACAGAUACCAACAGCUAUUACCUCUGGGGCAGCGCUUCGGGGAAUUGAAGGGUGAUAAACAUCGACGAAAUGAACAGCAUAUGACUGUUAUCUACGGCCAUGAUGCCAAAAAAGGAUUACAAAUCCAUAAAUACACCAAAGGUCUCGACAGUGGCUGUGUCAAUGGAGGUAAACUUACAGCCUUGGUUGUGGAUGGGCACGGAAAGCAAAAGAUUUUCCAAGUCAACGGCAAGAAUUAUAGAGAGGGAGCAUCGCUUCCAGUCGACGUUCUUCGAGAUGGCGCACCAUCACACCCGACAGAAGAGAAAGAGGGCUGA
Molecule: messenger RNA, 1278 nt
Organism: Fonsecaea nubica
Lineage: Eukaryota; Fungi; Ascomycota; Eurotiomycetes; Chaetothyriales; Herpotrichiellaceae
Exons: 1
Coding region: 1-1278 (425 amino acids)
Biological process (GO): polyphosphate catabolic process
Cellular component (GO): cytoplasm
Molecular function (GO): endopolyphosphatase activity; phosphatase activity
Source: RefSeq, a predicted model, not a curated record